AUGCAAAAAUCAGACGUUUGCGGGAUAAUGUGCCCACAACAUACGACUAGCACAUUUUGUGACCACAUUAUUCAGCUAGCAGAUAACACACAAAUCCAAACCGACCAUAUUCUAGUCAAAGCUGAUCACAACCAAUCCAUACCAUGCAUCGGAGCCAACGAGCAAUCGCUAGUGAACAGCCUCCAGUGGAUCUCUCUGUCCCACGAUAAGAAGAUCCUCGAGUAUUCGAAAAAUUCAGCAGUCGUGGUCUACGACGAUCCCAAUCGCAUCGGCCUGGCCAAAGACUACGGGAUGACCAUUCACCCGGUCAGAGCCUCCGACACUGCUGAUUACAUUUGCCUCAUAAACGGCCGUCCUGAACCAGAUGGAGUCGUCCAACUCAGAGUUAUGGACAUCACCGACCCACCUGGUAGGCCAUUGAUCACCAGCUUCACCUCCCGAACGGCUGACAUCUCUUGGGCAUCACCGUCCAACACUCACUUCAGCCCCAUCACUCAUUACAUCAUACGCAGCCGGUAA
Phyllotreta striolata is the source of this 519-nucleotide messenger RNA. Lineage: Eukaryota; Metazoa; Arthropoda; Insecta; Coleoptera; Chrysomelidae. The record is from the annotation of a GenBank genome assembly.